Molecule: messenger RNA, 1649 nt
Organism: Pollicipes pollicipes
Lineage: Eukaryota; Metazoa; Arthropoda; Thecostraca; Pollicipedomorpha; Pollicipedidae
Gene: alpha-PheRS
Product: phenylalanine--tRNA ligase alpha subunit
Exons: 10
Coding region: 94-1593 (499 amino acids)
Biological process (GO): phenylalanyl-tRNA aminoacylation
Cellular component (GO): cytosol; cytoplasm; phenylalanine-tRNA ligase complex
Molecular function (GO): phenylalanine-tRNA ligase activity; tRNA binding; ATP binding
Source: RefSeq, a predicted model, not a curated record
UGGAUUCGUCAUUUCCAUACCAGGCGUGUUCUCCUUGAAAGUCCGGCGGCCGUGCCUUUCCGGGACCGGAUGUGAUACAUUGGUGAAACCGACAUGCCAAAAGAAAUAGCAUCCAGUGAAAGUGUGCUGCAUCAUCUUGACCAGCAUGGCACAUUCAACACUCAAGACUAUGCCAACAAUCUUGGGGAGGACCACCAAAAGAUUGUUGGCAUUGUCAAGAGUUUGGAGGGUCUGGGACAGGUGGUGCAGGUGGAGCAGGUGACCCACAAACACUGGGAGCUGACGGACGAGGGCCGCGAGGUGGCGCGCGCCGGCAGCCACGAGGCCAAGGUGUUCGACGCCGUGCCGCCGGAAGGCAUCGUCCAGGCCGAGCUGAUGGCGGCCGUGCCGAACGCCAAGAUCGGCUUCAGCAAGGCUGUGUCGUGCGGCUGGCUGCGGGUGGAGAAGCCUGCUGGCGGCGGCGCGGCGCGCGUCUGCCGCCGCGUGCAGUCCGUCACGGACGUGGUGCGCCUGCACCUGGCCGCCCUGUGCGACUCGCCGACGGCCGACGUCUCCGACAAGCUCAAGCUCGAGUACAGGAAGCGCAAGCUGCUGCAGGAGGUCACGUCCAAGAGUUAUACGGUGUCGAAGGGCGCCGAGUUUACGCUGUCGGUGGAGAAGCCAGAGGCCGACCUGACGCCCGAGAUGAUCGCCUCAGGCGCCUGGCGCACCAAGACCUUCAAGCCGUACAACUUCGCGGCUCUGGGCGUGCCGCCGGCGCGAGGUCACUUGCACCCUCUGCUGAAGGUGCGCGCCGAGUUCCGCCAGAUAUUCCUCGAGAUGGGCUUCUCCGAGAUGCCCACCAACCGCUACGUUGAGAGCUCGUUCUGGAACUUCGACGCGCUGUUCCAGCCUCAGCAGCACCCGGCACGAGACGCGCACGACACCUUCUUUGUGUCAGACCCGGCCACCAGCCUGCGUCUGCCGGCCGAGUACCUGCCGCGCGUGCAGCAGGUGCACAGCGUGGGUGGCUUCGGCUCGCAGGGAUACGGCUACGACUGGAAGCUGGAGGAGGCGCAGAAGAAUCUGCUGCGCACGCACACCACCGCUGUCAGCGCGCGCAUGCUUCACCGGCUGGCGCAGGAGAAGGAGUUCCGACCAGUCAAGUACUUCAGCAUUGACCGGGUGUUCCGGAACGAGACCCUGGACGCCACGCACCUGGCGGAGUUCCACCAGGUGGAGGGUCUGGUGGCCGACCGCGGCCUCACACUCGGACACCUCAUGGGUAUCAUCAACGAAUUCUUCAAGAAGCUGGGCAUCGAGCAGGUGCGCUUCAAGCCGGCCUACAACCCAUACACGGAGCCGUCGAUGGAGAUCUUCAGCUGGCAUGCUGGGCUCGGCCGCUGGGUGGAGAUCGGCAACUCGGGCGUGUUCCGGCCCGAGAUGCUGUUGCCCAUGGGCCUGCCCGAGGACGUCAAUGUCAUCGCCUGGGGCCUGUCGCUCGAGAGGCCGACAAUGAUCAAAUACAAGCUGGACAACAUCCGGGACCUGUGCGGCCACCGCGUCAACCUGCAGAUGGUGGCCAGCAACCCCAUCUGUCGGCUGGACAAGUAAUGGCCACCCCGUACCGCAGCCGGGCUCGACGCCGCCCGACCGGGGCCUGGCGCGGC